Molecule: messenger RNA, 5954 nt
Organism: Marchantia polymorpha subsp. ruderalis
Lineage: Eukaryota; Viridiplantae; Streptophyta; Marchantiopsida; Marchantiales; Marchantiaceae
Source: the annotation of a GenBank genome assembly
AUUGACUUGUGCGAGGUCUGCAGCGCAGCGAGGCAGGCCGAGGCGUCGUCGUCGUCGUCGGGCAGAGGCGGUCGUUCCGGCGCGCGGAAAGAGAGGAGCCGAGGACGGCCGAGAAAGAAAAUUAAAGUCCAUCGAUCGGACAAUGGUGCGGGAUCGGGCUCGGGGAGCUGCUGCUGGAUUUAGAAACGACAGCCGCGAGUGCAAUCCGUGAUGGAUAACGCGAGACCGGACGUGAGGCGCAUCGCAUGGCAGUGCGAGUGCGCAGCGACGCUGUGACGGAGGCGCACUUUGGUCCGAGGGCGACGCCAAUGAGGCUCUUGCGGCGCAGGAUGGUGCGGGCUGCGACUGGUCGGCGAUGCGGGACAGGAGUGAGCGGAGGAGGAGGGGAAGAUUUGGUGGCGACGAGCGCAGCGGGAGGAGGAGGGAAUAAGCCAAAUCGGGAGCGCGAGCGCGGCAAACUUGGUGCGGCGGAGGUAGUGUCCUAGUGGAGGCUGAGCAGCGCAGUGGAGGGGAGUACAUUGAAGUGGUUCCGGUGCAGCACUAGAGUGGAGGACAAGGAGCAGCAGCGGGUGGGGGGAGAGGAUUUUCUCGGGUUGUUUUUAAUGGGGAGUGUGCAGAUGCGCGCAUGCUGUGGGGACGGCGGUUCCCACAUGGUGGGCUGGUUGGGGGCCCCACUGGAGGAAGCAGCACCAAUGGAGUCUGGGAGCCGAUGUUGUGGGGCCAUGGCAUGCCAUGCCAGGGGCGUCGGAGCGACGAAGGUGGUCAGUACUGGCGCUGACAAACUAACUGCGCCGAAUUGACAGAAAGAAAGAAGAGAGAAGAGCGAGAAGCGAGCGAUGAUGGUGGAGAGAUAGAGGUAAAGGCAAAUCCAUCUAGAAGCAGGAAAGGUUGGCCAGUACCGGAGUGGAUGGAUGGAUGCAUUCAUCGGACAGAUAGAUUUGCGGAAAGUCAGAUUGAUGGGUGGCAUCAAUCCAACUGAUUGUCAGACUGAUCUCCUAGAAAGAGAAAAGCAGCACGUCAAGGACUGCGAGACAGCGGAAGGUAGAAAUUGUGUCGCGGUCUGUCUGUUGACAAAGAAGAGGGAAUGCGAAGCGGAGCGCGUGGAAUCCCGCUUCGACACUACUCCGUGCUUCGCACCUCCCCGCAGACAUGCUGUACACCCAUGCACAUUUCCCCCCCGGACAGAUGGAUGGAUAGAGAGGAUGAGCAAAAGUUGGAGAGUUAGGACUCCUGGGCUCGCACUGUAGGUUAUAAAUCGCAACUGGGAUCAGACUCGCUGUCCUGAAAUCUGGAGGAAUUGCCGACAGUCUGAGCUGAGCACAGUUGUUGGCAGCAGAUGGUUCAAACACCUGGUCAAGAGAUUGGCAGUCUCACACAGGUCUUCGGUGGAAUAAUUUGUAGGGCAGGUAUGGACGAGGGUAUAUUGAGGAGAUCAGCUUGAGCAGGAGGUGCGCGCGAAGGAAAUCUCCUUCGAGCUCGCACUGGACUUCCAAGCGUCCGGAGAGAGACCACACGGUGUCGCACUCGCGAACGAGUAAAAGGGCAAUGCAGGUGUAUGUGAGCUGCGAAUCUGUGGGAGAUGGUGUCUUCAUCUCUCACAUUUUCUCGAUCUUGCAUCUUCCGACAGAAAGCUCCUAGCGCCGUCCGAGUUUUCUGCCAGGAGGGAGCCGAGAAGAGGCGGUAGGAGAUGUGCGCGACAUAACUGCCGCUGGCCACUUCCUUUUAAUCGACGACGAGUGCAUCACUGUGGGGGGUCAGUAGUGCGUCACGACGAUACCACUGGAUGCAAGAGUCCGAUGCGCAGGUGACAAGUUUGUUGCAUGCAAUCACACUGUGAUCUGGGGAGAAGGGAGGAAGUCAGUAGGUGCGCAUCUGAAUUGAGCGCGUUCAUUUUCUCACACUUGUGGGAGAGCAACCAUGUCCUUCGUGCGAAAGGCAGCCCCGCUACCAGGAGUUCUGCAAGAGGGAGGUGGAGGAGAACCAGGAAGUCUGUUCCAAGAGAUUGGUGUUGGUCGCAGUGCAGUUGGCGGGUUGCAGGAUUUUGCCGCCCAAUUUGACGGAGUUCAAGACAUACGCGCAGGGAAGGCAAUUUUCUGAAAGAAUGAGAGUCCAGCAGCAGUUUGGUUCAACAGGGAUCCUGCACUUUGUGGGGGAACUAUGGGUUCUUUUGCUGAUCCUGAUGUGCACAUGCAAACGAGGUCUGUCCAUAUCGGACGAUGGUCUAGCUCUGCUUGAGUUCAAAAGGGGUCUCAAUGGGACCGUCCUGCUGGAUGAAGGUUGGGGCGACGAGAAUGCUGUGACACCGUGCCAGUGGACUGGAGUGACCUGCGACAACAUCUCUUCGGCGGUGACGGCACUCUCACUACCGGGUUUGGAACUGCACGGUCAAAUAUCGCCAGCCUUGGGACGGCUCGGCAGUCUGGAGGUCCUCAAUCUCGGCGACAACAACUUCACUGGCACAAUCCCUUGGGAGAUCGGCAGUCUAUCGAAACUCCGAACACUUCAAUUGAACAACAACCAGCUGACGGGACACAUCCCGUCGUCGUUAGGAUGGCUUUCCACGCUCGAGGAUCUGUUUCUGAAUGGGAACUUCUUGAAUGGCAGUAUGCCUCCCUCGCUCGUGAACUGCACCAGUCUGCGGCAGCUGCACCUCUACGACAACUACCUGGUGGGCGACAUUCCCAGCGAGUAUGGAGGCCUGGCCAAUCUAGAAGGGUUUCGAAUCGGAGGCAACAGAUUAUCCGGUCCCCUUCCUGGCAGUCUGGGUAACUGUUCCAACCUUACGGUGUUGGGAGUUGCUUACAAUCCUCUCUCAGGAGUUUUGCCCCCGGAAUUGGGUAAUCUUUACAAACUCAAGUCUAUGGUCCUGAUUGGCACGCAAAUGACCGGUCCUAUUCCUCCGGAGUAUGGCAACCUGAGUUCGCUUGUCACCUUGGCCCUUUACAGCACGUACAUUUCAGGUUCCAUUCCUCCUGAACUUGGCAAGCUUCAAAAUGUGCAGUACAUGUGGCUCUACCUCAACAACAUUACGGGUAGUGUACCUCCCGAAUUGGGCAAUUGCACUUCCCUUCAGAGUUUAGAUCUGUCCUACAAUCAACUCACGGGGAGCAUUCCUGGAGAGCUGGGAAACUUGCAGAUGCUGACCGUGAUCAAUCUCUUUGUGAACAAGUUGAACGGCAGCAUUCCAGCAGGACUCUCCAGAGGUCCGAGUCUGACCACGCUGCAGCUGUACGAUAACCGUCUGAGUGGUCCCAUACCGUCCGAAUUUGGGCAAAUGCCAAAUCUCGCUGUCCUAGCAGCCUGGAAGAAUCGCUUGUCUGGAUCCAUCCCCAGGAGUCUGGGAAACUGUUCGGGCCUCAAUAUCUUGGACAUCUCGUUGAAUCGUCUCGAGGGGGAGAUACCCGCGGAUAUAUUCGAACAAGGGAGCCUACAACGACUCUUUCUAUUCUCGAAUCGACUGACGGGUCCCAUACCACCAGAAAUCAAGUAUGCGUUCAAUCUCACGAGGAUUCGGUUGGCCCGAAAUCAGCUCACUGGUAGCAUCCCUCCCGAGCUGGCGCAGCUCUCCAACCUUACCUACUUAGACCUUCAAGAUAACAACAUCACUGGCACACUUCCUGCAGGCUUUCUGCAGAGUAAAUCUCUGCAAGCUCUAAUCCUUGCCAACAAUCAGCUCACGGGCGAGGUUCCUCCAGAGCUUGGAAAUGUGCCGUCUCUCAUUCAGUUGGACUUGUCAGCCAAUAGUCUCUUCGGGCCCAUUCCUCCUGAGAUUGGGAAGCUUGGUAGGCUGAUCACCCUCAAUCUCAGUCAAAAUCAUCUCAGCGGCCCCAUUCCUCGGGAGCUGAGCGAGUGUCAGUCACUGAAUGAGCUCGAUCUAGGAGGCAAUCAACUCAGCGGGAACAUUCCCCCUGAAAUUGGCAAGCUGAUCAGCCUGGAGAUCAGCCUCAAUUUGAGCUGGAACAACCUGACCGGGCCGAUUCCACCUACCUUGGAAAAUCUUACCAAGCUUUCCAAGUUAGACCUCUCUCAUAACACUCUCUCCGGGAGCGUCUUGCUGCUCGACAGCAUGGUCAGUCUUACCUUUGUAAAUAUUUCUAACAACCUGUUCAGCGGUCGUUUGCCCGAAAUCUUCUUCCGUCCGUUGAUGACUCUGUCCUACUUUGGAAACCCUGGGCUAUGUGGUGAACAUCUUGGAGUCUCAUGCGGUGAAGACGAUCCCUCCGACACGACGGCUCACUCCAAGCGACACCUUUCUUCCUCCCAGAAGGCAGCUAUCUGGGUGACCUUAGCGCUAUUUUUUAUUCUAGCAGCUUUGUUCGUUCUCCUGGGAAUCCUGUGGUACGUAGGGCGCUAUGAGAGGAAUUUACAGCAGUAUGUGGACCCCGCAACGUCAUCUCAAUGGACGCUCAUUCCCUUUCAGAAGCUCGAAGUAUCUAUUGAGGAGAUUCUUUUCUGCCUCAAUGAGGCCAAUGUGAUAGGUCGGGGAGGAUCAGGAACGGUGUAUAGAGCAUACAUACAGGGUGGUCAAAAUAUUGCCGUUAAGAAACUGUGGAUGCCCGGGAAGGGAGAGAUGUCUCACGAUGCUUUCUCUUGCGAGGUGGAAACUCUCGGGAAAAUUCGACAUGGCAACAUUCUCCGACUACUGGGAAGUUGCUGCAACAAGGACACCAAACUCCUGCUGUACGAUUUCAUGCCUAACGGAAGCUUGGGAGAGCUCCUUCAUGCUAGUGAUGUAAGUUUUCUGGAUUGGAGCACCCGGUACAAACUUGCAAUUGGAGCAGCGCAUGGCCUGGCCUACCUACACCAUGAUUGUGUACCUCAAAUUCUACAUCGAGAUGUGAAGUCGAACAAUAUCCUCGUCAGCUCCCGUUUUGAGGCACACGUUGCAGAUUUUGGAUUGGCCAAGCUCAUCUAUGCUGCCGAGGAUCAUCCAUCAAUGUCUCGUAUUGUCGGAUCUUAUGGGUAUAUCGCCCCAGAAUAUGCUUACACGAUGAAGAUCACGGAUAAAAGCGAUGUGUACAGCUUUGGGGUCGUUCUGCUGGAGAUUGUGACGGGUAAGAAACCAGUUGAUCCAAGUUUCACCGAUGCCGUAGACCUGGUCGGAUGGGUAAACCAGCAGGUGAAAGCUGGGCGUGGUGAUCGCUCGAUUUGUGAUCGGCGACUAGAAGGAUUGCCUGAGGCUUUGCUCUGUGAGAUGGAAGAAGUGCUAGGUAUUGCCUUACUUUGCGUCAGUCCAAGCCCGAAUGAUAGACCGAACAUGCGGGAAGUGGUGGCCAUGCUGGUGGCGAUUCAACAAGAUACCUUGAGCUGGAUGAAGAGCAAGUCAUUGAGCGAGCCCUGCUCCAAGCAGCCGAUUCUUUGUAUUUCGCCGGAUUCGGAUGAUUCUUCGUGGUCGAGGACCUGAAGACAAUCUAGUUACAAGGAGUUCUCAAUCGUAAAUUUGAAGCCAGUAUAUCGAAUACCCUAGUAGAUUGAAUGGGGAGUGAACAAGCGCGACAGUCGCUGUACUCAAAUUUUGGGGUGGUCAAUGAUUAUGUGUUACACUUUCACAAUUGAGCGCCUUUAGUUUGUAGCUUUCCACAGAAACGACCCGAGUUUUAGCGUAGUCCUCGCCGCUGCACAAGGUUGUUAAUUGAUGGCCUUCAAUAGUCUCUUGAUCUUUAUACACGGCUAUCCGGCUCCAGUGCAACUGGUGGGGCAGUGAGUUGAUAUUCAUAAUUCUUUGCGGCUUAGUAAUAGAUCAAAUCCUCUGUAUAUAACACAGAUUUCUCGGCUGUGGACGACCUCCACGGCAGUGUUGCUGAUCCUUAUAAACGAAAAUAUUAUCGUGUCGGUGACACUGCAAUUCCAACGCAACGUUUCUAGCGAGUCCCGUCAGUCGAUUAAGAUAUCUUUGCUCUUUAUGUACCACUAUCGCUUGAUCUCCACAUUCGAUGUAAAGCGAAUCUCCACUG